Messenger RNA from Solanum stenotomum, 1725 nucleotides. RefSeq lists its product as uncharacterized. Gene Ontology annotation, molecular function: magnesium ion binding; 5'-nucleotidase activity. NCBI's taxonomy places the organism in Eukaryota, Viridiplantae, Streptophyta, Magnoliopsida, Solanales, Solanaceae. Gene Ontology annotation, cellular component: cytoplasm. The coding region runs from base 329 to 1246 and encodes 305 amino acids. The transcript is spliced from 10 exons. The record is from RefSeq and is a predicted model, not a curated record.
ACAAGAAAGACACAAAUCCAUAGCCCUCAUAAAAAGUCAAGCUUCCACACCAAAAGUCAAGGCCUUUGAUCAAUUCUCAACAAUUUGUUGAUGGGGCAGAAUUCUCAAUAACAACAGUAGCUCUAACAAAUUGAGUUCUCAUUUCUCAUGAAAUAUACCAAGAUCAAAUUUUUGAUCUCUUUUUUUAAUUCUAAAAACAACCAAACAAAAACAUCAAAACCAAUAAACUUAAAAGAGGUAAUAGCAAGAGAUAUCUCACAUUUAAUACUGUUUUCACUUCAAUCUCAGAGUGUGCUGUUGCAGUCAGAGUGGUAAAAAUCAGGAGCGAAUGGAACAAAUAGUUGUUAAUGGCUCAGAGUCACAAGUUGUAGUGGAUGAUUCUAAUUUGUUGCAAAAGAAAAUAUCUGCAAUUCGACUUGGGGGUCCUGCAAAGCUACAGGUAAUUGCAGAUUUUGAUGGCACAUUGACAAAAUAUCGGAUAGAUGGUUGCCGAGGCCAAGGCAGUUAUAAUGUUUUACAACAGGAGGAUCCUGAGUUCAAUGACAAGAGGCAGAAAUUAUAUGAGUAUUAUCAGCCCUUAGAAUUUGAUCCAACAAUUCCCCUUGAUGAGAAAACCAAGCUCAUGGAAGAGUGGUGGGGAAAAACACAUGCUCUUCUCAUUGAAGGAGGCGUUACAUACAAUGGAAUUCAAAAUUCCGUGGCUAAAGCCACAAUUGCAUUCAGGGAUGGUGUAACUGAACUUCUUGAACUUUUGGAGGAAAAAGGUGUUCCUGUUCUUAUAUUCUCUGCAGGUUUAGCUGACAUAAUAGAGGAGGUGCUGAAGCAGAAAGUUCAUAGAUCUUUCAAGAAUGUUAGAGUUGUCUCCAACAGGAUGGUGUUUGACGAAAAUGGCCACCUACAGUCAUUCAAAGGUAAGACAAUCCAUGUACUCAACAAGAAUGAGCAUGCACUUGACAUGGCUGCACCACUUCAUGAUCACUUUGAUGACGUGAAUGGACUGAGUGAUGAGAAAUCUGCAUUAAAAAAGAGAACUAAUGUGCUACUUCUUGGUGACCACAUUGGAGAUUUGGGAAUGUCUGACGGCUUAGACUAUGAAACAAGAAUAUCUGUGGGUUUUCUGAAUGACAGAGUGGAAGAUUCUCUAGAAAGCUACCGAAAAGCUUUUGACAUUCUCUAUCUGGAUGAUUCAUCCAUGCAUGGAGUACUCAAGCUUGCGACUCAUCUCUGUUCAACAGAAAGCGAUUGAAUUGCAUGCAUUGCUCCUAGCAAGACUGUUUCCUUUCUUGGAUUGGCAAACAGCACGAAUGACCUCUACUUUCAUACAUUCUUAUAAGAAAUUGUGUCAAGAAAAUCCCCAUUCAAGAUACAUAGCAGCACUCCUAAUAUCGACAGCUUCUCAACAUUUGUUGUCACCAUCAGGCACUACCUCAAUCUAGGCAUGUUUACAGGCUUCACAUGCAGAGAAUGGAGUGACAUCUCCGCUUUAGAGUAGAUUGAUUUACCUUGGGAAAUAAUUCAUUUGGGAACUCAUUGUAUUGCUCCGUAGCUGAUAAUGUAGCUUGUUGCAAUUCACAAUGAAGUGGUGAUUCCUUUUAUAAGGAUUCCUAGAACCAUUUUUAACAACAUUUAAAGACCACCUACCUUACAAGGUACUGAUGAUACCUCUAAGCUGCUACAAUGACUGGUGUAUCUAGUAAUUUCUUGUACGCUGUUUAUUUCCUUGUU